Molecule: messenger RNA, 1537 nt
Organism: Eriocheir sinensis (Chinese mitten crab)
Lineage: Eukaryota; Metazoa; Arthropoda; Malacostraca; Decapoda; Varunidae
Exons: 2
Source: RefSeq, a predicted model, not a curated record
UCAUGUGGACAAUUUCAUUAUUCUCAUUCCACAUGCUCUAUGUGUCAGAAACAAGAGAAACUGUUAUGCGAGACGUGUGGGAUGAUGUUUGAGACCUCGACACACAACUGCGAAGGACGCAUGUCACAAGAGCACGGUAAGAAUUUUAUGAUUUUAUUUUUAAUGAGACUAUGUUAACUGAAGUUGUGUAUGAGUGUAAUACUGCUAAUACUAUUACUGAUAUUACUACUACUACUACUACAACUUCUACUACUAAUAAUAAUCAAUUCCACACAGACGUCGGUGAGUGCUCGAAUACAGCGAUCAACAGUUCAUCCUCUGAAACAAAACAAAACCGAAAACUUCAUCGUGGGGGUGGGAAUAUACGAGAUAGAUCAUCUUCCCCUCAGGCGGGACCCAGUGGCUUGCAGUUGGAAUCCAGUGACGUACUAACAGCUGCAUCCAGUCCUCAGGCGAGUCCCAGUGACACGUCAUCUCACCUUCCAGACGUUGUUUCCAUUCCAACGUCAUCUCCACCAUUACAGGAAUAUCCUGAAUUGAUUGACGUACGAAGUAAUUUUUACAGAUGCUACACGCGACACCAAUACAGUAUUCCGUCGGACUUCAACGCAGAUCCCAUAUUGUUUCUCACUGCAUACAGGGAUUUCUUUAUAGGGGAGAUACGACAGUAUUUCGCAAGUCAUAGUAAUAAUUUUCCUCCAACAUUAAAAGUGUUUCCACAGCUAAGUAUAACCCUCAUAAAAUUUUCAACAAUAGACGAGGAUAUAUCACGCAAUAUGCAUAUUGCUUUCCGUGCACGUCUAAUCACGUCGCAGGACAUCGAUGAUCUUGUUAAUCGAUGGAUAGAUCAACUUCGGAGUAGACUAGAAACCCUUACCAGUGAAGUAGAAGGAUCUGGUUUUAUCAUUUCAAGUGUGAAUGAUUUUUAUAUUAAUUUUUGUACGUAUGCAGCAUACAGCGGUAUAGGAAGUUAUAUCCCAUAUCCUAGUAUUCUACGGGGAAAACAUGAAAUUUUCAAUCCUAACGGCAUUCAAUCCUCAUGUGUAAUCCAGUGUAUCGCUGCUUACAAAAUGCGUAAACAGGGGAGAUUGUGGAAGAACGUCCGACAAGCCGUAGAGAGACCUACAAGUUGUAGAAAGUGGGUCAAGAGUGAUGGUGUAGCGUCUCCCGUGAGUUGGGAAAGCUUAUCUAAGUUAGAACACUUGAAUCGCGUCUCCCUGUACGUGUACACUCUGCAUAAAAGCGAUGAUAGGUAUCAUCUUUCGCUCUCUAGGAAAGGAAAUGGGAGGUUUUCAACAGUUAUCCCUCUCCUUUUACUCGGCGGAAAACACAUGACACUCAUCAAAGAUUUGGAAAGCUAUUACAAGAAACUGACUAGACGUCCCAUGAAAUCAGAUCAACAAUUUUGCACCAUAUGUUUCAGCAGUCUCCCACGUACAGUGAACUUGCGCGAUCACCAUUGUCAGUGCAACUUUACCCAAACACUGCUUUUCCCUGAUAAUCAUGAAAAGAUAACUUUCCGAAAUUUCGCAUAUUC